Messenger RNA from Porites evermanni, 2865 nucleotides. NCBI's taxonomy places the organism in Eukaryota, Metazoa, Cnidaria, Anthozoa, Scleractinia, Poritidae. The record is from the annotation of a GenBank genome assembly.
UGGCGUCUCAACGUGGUCGUAUGUGCACAAUAUUUUUCUAUAAUUUUUUCUUAAAAUCGGAAGUGAAGGAAUAGAAAUUUUAAAUGAUGGCUGCCUGAUUAUGAAAAAAAUUUGAAAGGUGGGCGGGUCGCCCAGUUUUUAGCCCAAAUAGUCGAUAGAUCGCAUCAAUUCUGACAUUCAAGAACAGCAUGUCGAAGGCGACGAAGAGAAAACACGUUACAAAAGAGGUUCUGGAUGAUUAUGUAGUGCCAGAACCAAAUCAGCAGAUCGUUAAGGUAAGAAAUUGUACCCGAUAUGAAACAGAUUUCCUUGUCUCCAGUAUGGGUAGCUACAUCUCCAAGAUAAGGCGGGUUUGGAUAUGUAAUUUUUAUUUUAAAAUUUUAGUUAACUAAGCUUAAUUAUUAAUUGAUUAUUUGUUAUUCCUUGAAUAGUUUAGCUCAUUAAGCUUAGCCCACUUGGAUAUGCACUCUCUAAAAGGCAGACGUACAUCAUUCUAUACUGUGAAAGAGCACAAAGGUGUAUGUUAAUGGAAGGCAGGUGGCUUAUUUAUGUGGGAGUAGUGAUGGGUAAGGUGGUAAACUAUAGCUAGCCAUACCUCCCCUAGUCUGCUACACAGCCAUUCUUUGUGUCAUCAUGGAGAAGCAUAAUUUUUGUGUGAUGACUGCCCCCCCUCCCCUUCUGGCAAUCAAAACAGAAGAGGGGGGGAAGUAGUACAGCUUCACGUAAGAUCUUUGCGGCUGAGUAGUUUAACUGUAGCUCCAUUUUGUUUCCACUCUCACAAGAGCUAGGGAAAUUGUCAUGCUCUAUUUGGCCAACAAAGCAACACUAUAGUUCCUUCACUUAAAAAAAAGACACUCGUCUUUACUAAAAUACCUGUCUAUACUAUUCAAGAUUUUAGGAAGUCGUGGUAACAACCUUCAUGAGGCAGAAACACCUGAUGGCAGUAAAUACCUUGUCAGUAUGCCAUCAAAAUUUAGAAAAAGUGUCUGGAUUAAACGAGGUAUGGCGUAAACAUUAAACACAAAUAUUACAAAGGGUGUGAAAUUUUUAGUGUCACAAUCAUGCAACAAAGAAAAUAAUAUCCAAGUCCUUCAGAAUCAAAGUUUUUUUGUUAUUGUCAUUUUAGCUCAACUAAACAAGUGCAAUUGCACAAUUUCUGCUUAUAUUAUGGAGUCUGAGCUGUGACUAACAUCUUUUUUUAAAUGUUGCUUUCCAGGAGAUUUUGUCAUUGUUGAUCCAAUAGAGGAAGGAAACAAAGUCUGCGCUGAGAUUGUUUAUAUUCUCUAUAGCAAGCAAAUAAAGUAUCUGAAAAGUGAAGGCUUGUGGUAAGAGAAAAAGUCUGAAUUACCAAGUGUUUACAUAAUAUUAUACAGGGCUGUCGCUAACAGCCAGGCCGGAACUGAGAUUUCUACUAACUCUUUUGAGAGGAAACAAAAAGAAAAUAGAACAUAAAGAACUUCCAAGCUGUUUAAUUUCCUGCAUAUAUGUUGCAGUUAAUUUUUUAUCUCAGGUUAUUUUUGUUUUUCAUUUGUUUUAAAUUCACUAACAUAUAUUACCAUACCCAAAAACAAUGGAAAAAUAAAAAUUACGUGAGAUAUACCUGGCAACUUGGUGAAAUCAGCCAUAAGUGAUUAAAUGUUAGUACAUACUUCUUUAAUUUUGUACUGGUAACUAAAAACCAUCCUUUUCAAUUCAAAAUAAUGAAAAUUUCCUUUCACGUCAUGUAUAUUUUGUAGUAGUAAUAAUAAAUUGAAUAAAUUAGAAGAUAAUAAUGUAAGGUAGACCCCAACCCCCUGUUGGUAUCUCACUACCACCCUAAAAUAGAUUAAUAAUUUAUUCUGUUUUUAAGGCCUGAGACGUUCACAGAGAAAUCCCCUGCUGAUGAAAAACCACAUGUUAAGCAAGGAAGCAGGUAAAAAUGGUGAUUACUUAAACAAUGAGCUGUCUAUAUCAAUAUCAAUACUUUUCUUUCUGGAAGAGCUUAUUUGUAGAAAAUAAUAUUAGUUUGCAUGGUUGGUUUUACGAUCACUAAUGCUGCUCUUGAAGUAAAUUGCUUCAAAAUUAAUGAUCACUGCAUUCUUCACCAAGGGGUCAAGGUAAUGCUUAGUCUAUUGAGUGUAUGAUGUGAGAUGUAUGAUGUUAUCUUGGUUCAUAUUGGUGAAAAUGAAUCUUAUCAGUUAUUUGAUCCCAAAAUAAUAAUUAUUAUUUUUAAUAACUAUUUUAAUUAUUAUUAUUAUUACGACAUUAAUUUUCUGACAGGUCACCUUACACCCCGUGCAAACGGACACUCAUCUCCUUGAGAACAAAUUCAAAAAAACACUUUGCAAAUUACUUUUUGAUAUUUUGAAUUCAGAAGAUGAUACAAUAUAUAUGGACAUGCCCAACUUAAUUAAAAAGGUAAAAUUAGCCCAAAAUGUCGAAAAAAUAAAUUUUUGCUUCUUAAUUUUUACUUUUACAAUAUACUUUUUAAUUAUUUCUUCAUUAUUGUGUUAUCUAGUCCUCAUCCAUAUUAUGAUUUUUGUUUCAUUUAUUUGUAAACUGUAAACUUUCCUUAGUUAGCCUUAGUCUUAAUUUCAUAUUUUGCAUGCAUUGUCUUGCCUCGAUUAGCCUUGCUAGGUGCAGGCAAUGCUUCUGUAAUAUUAUCUGUUUAUUAAUAAAGUUUGUUGUUGUUGUUAUGAUUCAACUGUUUUUUUUUUUGGUAGUAAUGUGGAUAGGAGGGCCAACGAAGAUAUCAGUGAUGAUGAUGAAGAGGAGAAUUCUGAGGACGACAAUGAUCUGUUUGUUAAUCCAAACCACCAAAAGCCAACAUGUUAUGUAGACACAGACUCCUCAAGCGAAGAGAGUGACAACAACAAUGAACAAUGA